GGGCGGCGCAGGGCAGGCUGCGCCCUCCGUGGGACUGGGCGUGGGGUGGCACCCAAAUUCCCCAGCGCACCCGCGGCGGGCGGGCGGGCGCGUCGAGGGCUUAAGAGCUCGGGAGCCGCCGGCGCCAGACGCCCCAGCCCGCCGCAGCAUGGCCAGGCCCCCGGGUCUCACGCCGUUCCUGGCGCUCCUGGCGCUGUCCGCCGCGGCCCGUCCGGCGGGCGCGCAGCACAACUGCACUUGCCCCACCAACAAAAUGAGCGUCUGCAGCCUCGACGGCCCGGGCGGCAGCUGCCGGUGCCGCGCUCUGGGCUCGGGCGUGCUGCUUGACUGCUCCAGGCUCACCGCCAAGUGCCUCCUGUUGCAGGCGCGCGCGCGCGCUCCUCCACGGGGCCGCUCGCUGGUGUCGCCCGGGCCGCUGGCGAUAGUCGACAACGACGGUUUAUACGACCCGGAGUGCGACGGCGAGGGUCGCUUCAAGGCGCGCCAGUGCAAUGGGACGUCGGUGUGCUGGUGCGUGAACUCGGUGGGCGUGCGCCGCACUGACAAAGGCGACCUGGGGCUGCAGUGUGCCGGCGUGGUGCGCACGCACCGCAUCCUCAUCCACCUGCGCCACGGCCCGGACGCCGCGCUCAACCACUCCUUCCUGGACGCCGAGCUGCGGCAGCUGUUCCGCCAGCGCUACGGUCUGCGCGCCGCCUUCCUGCACGCCGUGCGCUACGACGCGCCCACGAUCCAGAUCGAGCUGCGCCAGAACGCGUCGCAGAAAGCGCCCGGCGACGUGGACAUCGGCGACGCCGCCUACUACUUCGAGCGCGACGUCAAGGGCGAGUCGCUGUUCCCGGGCCACCGCGGCGCGGGCUUGCCAGUGCGCGGGGGUCCCCUGCCCGUGGAGCACACGCUCAUCUACUACCUGGACGAGGAGCCCCCCGAGUUCACCAUGCGGCGCCUCACGGCCGGCAUCAUCGCCGUCAUCGCGGUGGUUUCGGUGGCCCUGGUCGCCGGCGUGGUUAUCCUGGUGAUCACCAACUGGAAGAGGUCGGGGAAGUACAAGAAGGUGGAGAUCAAGGAGUUAGGGGAGUUGAGAAGGGAGCCAAGCUUGUAGGUACCCGGUGGGACUCGGACGGCUGGGAACCAGACACACAGCGUCCCAGGUCUCAGAGAGCACCCACUUCCUUCUGGGCCGCAGGCAUUGUUUCUGUUCCUAAGCCCCUGCCUCCUCCAGCUCCUCACUCAGUGGGCUUGAUGGAUCUGGGUCUCAGCCACACCGCUUUCUGAGUUGAAUCUUGAGGGACGCACUUCUAAAAGUCCUUUUCUUUGGGUCCAAAGUCAAAAAACAGGACUGAGUUACCCAAGGAUGGCGCAGGAUCAGCUGUAAGCACCAAGUUUCCAGCAACCCAGCGUCCUCCGCAGGUGAUGGGAAUCAGUCUGGGAAGGGUGCUGGCGCUAGGUUGAAUGAUUUGAUCUCUCCUGAAUCCCUGGGAAGAGAGGACUCAUUACUAGAGCCGGUGUAGGAGGCCUAGCCACCAUCGUUUAGGUACCACCGUGUGUCUCAUCCCCAGAAAGAAUCCUGUCUCCCUGCCUGAACGCAUUUUGGGGUUUUUUGAGGCCUCACUGCCUGGCAGUCUCCUCCUCAGCGCACCCUGAUUAUGGCUGAUAAUAGUAGAGUUUUCUUUUGUAAAAUGUUUGUACAUAUGUCCACUUUGAUAAUGCUGCUGUGAUUUUUUUAAAGACACGAAUUUAAUAAAACAUGGGAAAGGCACAAA
Molecule: messenger RNA, 1763 nt
Organism: Cavia porcellus (domestic guinea pig)
Lineage: Eukaryota; Metazoa; Chordata; Mammalia; Rodentia; Caviidae
Gene: Tacstd2
Product: tumor associated calcium signal transducer 2
Exons: 1
Coding region: 149-1102 (317 amino acids)
Biological process (GO): positive regulation of stem cell differentiation
Cellular component (GO): nucleus; membrane
Source: RefSeq, a predicted model, not a curated record